GUGGUUUGGUCGGGAGCUGGGAGCAUCUCAGCGCAGUCUUCCGCUGCAGGUCUCCCGGAGUAGGACGCUUUGAGGCGGCUGUGGAGGACACGGAACACCGGAACCAAGGACCACUUCUUCAUCAUCGUUGUUAUCCUCAUUUGGACGUCAACCCGAGGAGCAUCUGAGAAGAAAGACUGAAAAGGACAGACGGCCCCCUCGGCCUCGGCCCCGCCCCCUGCGGCCCCAGUGAUGCUCUGUCGCUGCGUCCAAUCCGCCCGCCUUGGCAGUUAGCGGAGCGCUCGUCACCAUGACAACGUCCUGGCGGGACUCCGCCCCCUCCACGGCCGGCCUCCUCCUGCUCCUCCUCUUCCUCCCGCUGCCGACGCCGGCCGUCACUCAGGCUGACCCUGCUGUCCCGACGCCGUCGCUUUUUGACCCGCUGACGCAGCCCGAGUGCACCAGGAAAGAACAUCCCAAAGUGUCCAUACAAGCGCUCAGUCCGUGGAUCUCCACGUUCUCACGAGCCGGCAUACGGGACUUUUCCCAGCUGACCCUUGACCUCACCAGGAACGAGUUGAUUGUGGGCGCCAGAAACUUCCUGUUCAAACUGGACCUCAGCAACAUGUCCCUGGUGCAGGCAACGCACUGGGCACCUGACGACGAGACCAGGAGGUCCUGUCGAAGCAAAGGCAAGACUGAGAUUGAAUGUCAGAACUACAUCCGAGUCCUGUUGGUCAACAAGACGGAGAUCAUGACCUGCGGGACCAAUGCCUUCCAGCCCCUCUGCACCACCAGAGAGGUGGGCAACAUGAGCAACGUGCUGGAGCGUGUCAAUGGCGUGGCUCGCUGCCCGUACGACCCCCGCCACAACUCCACCGCAGUGGUGACGGAGAGGGGCGAGCUGUACGCCGCCACCGUCAUCGACUUCUCCGGACGCGACCCCGUCAUCUACCGCAGCCUUGGCGGAAUGCCGCCGCUCCGGACCGCGCAGUACAACUCCAAAUGGCUCAACGAGCCCCACUUCAUCUCAGCCUACGACAUUGGCCUCUUCACCUUCUUCUUCCUCAGGGAGAACGCGGUGGAGCACGACUGCGGCAAGACGGUGUACUCGCGGGUGGCCCGGGUCUGCAAGAACGACAUCGGCGGACGCUUCCUGCUGGAGGACACGUGGACCACCUUCAUGAAGGCCCGCCUCAACUGCUCACGCUCCGGGGAGAUCCCCUUCUACUACAACGAGCUGCAGAGCACCUUCUACCUGCCCGAGCAGGACAUCAUCUACGGCAUCUUCACCACCAAUGUCAACAGCAUUGCGGCGUCGGCCGUGUGCGCCUUCAACCUAAGCGCUAUCACACGAACCUUCAACGGACCCUUCCGCUCACAGGAGAACCCCCGCUCCACCUGGCUGCCCACCCCCAACCCCAUCAGCAACUUCCAGUGUGGCACCAUCAAGGACGAGGGUCCAAACGAGGGUCUGACGGAGCGCAGCCUGCAGGACGCCCAGCGCCUCUACCUGAUGAACGAAGUGGUCCAGCCCGAGUCGGUGGACCCCCUGGUCAUGCAGGACGACGUGCGCUUCUCUCACCUGGUAGUGGAUAUCGUGCAGGGCAUGGACACGCUUUACCACGUCAUGUACAUCAGCACGGAGUAUGGCAGCAUCCUGAAGGCCUUGGCCACGCCCAACAAGAGUCUCCAAGGCUGUUACCUGGAGGAGAUGGAGCUCCUCCCACCGGCCUUGCAACAGCCCAUCCUCAGCCUGCAGAUCUUGCACAGCGACCGCUCGCUCUUUGUUGGCCUCAGCGACCGAGUCCUGAAGAUCCCUCUGGAGAGGUGCUCCACCUACAAUACCGAGACGCUGUGUCUGGAGGCCAGAGACCCGUACUGCGGCUGGGACACGAGGCAGCGGCGCUGCACGACGCUGGAGGACAGCAGUAACAUGAGCCAGUGGAAGCAGAACAUCACAGCGUGCCCGAUGCAGAACCAGACCACUCAUGGCGCCUUCGGGGACUGGACGCCGUGGCAGACGUGCAACAAUGACGACGGGGUGGACGGCGUCAGUGCCUGCUUGUGCCGCUCCAGGUCAUGUGACAGCCCCGCCCCUCGCUGUGGGGGCAGGAAUUGCGAGGGCGCCACCAUCGAAGUUGCCAACUGCUCCAGAAACGGAGGCUGGACACCCUGGUCGUCAUGGGGACAGUGCAGCACAACUUGCGGCACAGGCUUUGAGCUGCGCCAGCGGUCUUGCAACAAUCCCUCACCGCGUCAUGGGGGACGCGUCUGCGUGGGGCUAGGCCGAGACGAGAGGUUUUGUAACGAAGGGCUCUCGUGUCCCCAGCCGGUCCUCUGGUCCCCGUGGGGCUCGUGGACCAAAUGCAGUAGCGAGUGCAGUGGAGGGGUCCACUCACGGGUCCGCACCUGUGAGAACGGCAACAGCUGCCCAGGAUGUGCCCUGGAGUACAAAGCUUGUAACCUGGAAGCGUGUCCAGAGGUGAAGAGGAACACGCCCUGGACCCCCUGGAUGCCGGUCAACGUGACCCAGGGCGGCGCCCGCCAGGAGCAGCGGACACGCUACAUGUGCCGCGCUCGUCUGGCCGAUCCCCAUGAGCUGCAGAUGGGACGCAGGAAGGUGGAGACACGCUACUGCCCCAACGACGGCACGGCCGCUUGCGAGACGGACGGCCUGGUGGAGGAGCUCUUGAGGACCCCCGUGGUGAGAGUGGCGGGCAACGGCUGGUCGUCGUGGGAUACGUGGUCCAGCUGCUCUCAGAGCUGCUCCAAAGGUUACCGCACCCGGCGGCGAUCCUGCUCCGGGCCGGAGGGGAAGAGCGCCCCCGUGGCCUGCCGCGGAUCCCCAGUGGAAUACCAGGACUGCAACGUCCAGGCGUGUCCCGUCAAAGGGGCGUGGUCCUGCUGGUCAACCUGGUCCCAGUGCUCGGUGGGUUGCGGCGGCGGCCACUACCAGCGUACACGCUCCUGCAAUAGCCCGCCGCCGUCCAACGGAGGGGACAUCUGCUUGGGGCUGCACACCGAGGAGGCCCUGUGCAACACACACACGUGUGAUGGCGGCUGGAUGGCCUGGUCGCUCUGGUCGGCCUGCGACGACUCGGGCGUUCAGAUGAGGAGUCGAGUGUGCGGCACCCAAGGUGGCGCCCCCUGCCUGGGGAACGCUACUCAGCGCAGAGACUGCAACGAAAUACCCGUCAUCCUGCCUGCGUCAGGCUUUGAUAAGGACCAGCACUGCGGAGCAUUCACCUCCAUCCACCUGAUCGCCACGGGCGUGUCUUGCUUCCUGGGGGCGGGGCUCCUGUCCUUCCUGGUCUACGUGUACUGCCAGCGCUUCCACAAGCCGUCACAGGAGUCGGCCGUCAUCCACCCGACCACGCCCAAUCACCUCAACUACAAGGGUAACAGCACGCCAAAGAACGAGAAGUACACGCCCAUGGAGUUCAAGGAAGUCGCCAUUCCUGCAGGUCCUGGGGUGAUGAAGGGACAAAUUAGUGUCCGUCUGUCCCUCCUCGCUCAGGAGCAACCGUUCCUGCUUCUGUCCUUUGGAAGACGAUGCAGACGAAGGCGUGUUCGUGUGACGGACGCUACGAGGUGCUGGAAAGAUUCAAAGGUCACGCACAUGGAGGACAUUUCCAAGGUGACGCCCACCGGGAGCAGAUGACGAGGACGUGACCUUUCACGACACGAGACGAGGAAGGCAGGAGGCGGUAAGAUUUGUGUACAAGGUGAGUGGAAACGGACAAGACGAUUCCCACGCUGUGUGCAAACAAAAACACUUCCUUUGUGUCCGAGUCCUUGAAGAAUCCGUUUGUUUUUCCCUUUUCCGUCUCAGGAUCCUAACUUGGCGUCGACACAAUGAAAGACUUUGGCUAAAACGCUUCCAAUAAAUACUGGCCAGCUAGCGAGGAACAAAGACAACACAAAGAGCAUCGGUAGCGUCACGACGUCGAUACAACAGCACAGGUCACCAUGGCAACUUAAAAAUACAAAUCAUUUUUAUAAAAGUGUCUGCAUGCUGGCGGAGGUUUUCUGCCGUGUCGCGUCAGCUUUCUGGCGGCGUCCGCUUUUAGGGAGGCGACGAAAGGCGCAAACGUUUAAGUUUAAAACCACAUUGAGUGUAAACGAGUUAAAAAACUAAACAGGAAGUGUGAGUUCCGAUCAAGAUGUCCAUAUAUACAGGCUAACACCAUGCUAGCUCCCUUUUCUCCUCCCUCCUUGUGCAAAUCCCGUUGCUGUUUAAAGGUCCCAAUUUUGAUUUUGUCUCCUCCUCACACUGACACGAAGACGUCCAAGUAGAGACGGUCGUAGGACUCCCUGAAGAAGAGGAUGAGCACCAGGCUGAAGAUGCAGGAGCCCGUCAGACACCAGUUCAACCAGGACAAGUCUGUGGACACAAGAAGACACGUCACACCUUCACUAGCGUUCCACGUCAGCACGGCUUUUCCACUCCAAAUGCUUUUCCAAAAAAAAAAAAAAAAAAAAGUCUCGGAGAAGAGUGUGAACUCCCCUGCUAGAGAGGAUCUUUGAACACCUCAGCAGGCUUUACGAGGCUUCAGCUUCUCAGCAGCCUGCAGAGUUUAGCAAACUGCAAAGUUAAAAAAUAAAUAAAAGCCUUUUCUGACUACUGAAGAAGCUCUGCAAUGAUUUCAGUGUGCUGAAGAAUUCCUGCGUCUUGUGGAAGAUGUAUUGAAACCCCACCCCCUCCUCAAAGCCACCACUCCGUGUUGGGCUCCCCUAAAUAAGCGGCAGACGAAAAGGAAAAAGAGCAAACAGACGAGGCUGGGUCACAUGGUUCUUCGUGGAAUGGCAGUCAAGAGGGCGACCACGCUAUUUGAUUGUGUACCUAAUGAAGUGUCCAGGCAGUAUACAGUAAGCUAAGUUAGCCCCGCCUGUUCGCGGUUCGGCAUCCGCUCCCCCGCUUAGUCGCAGACUUUAUACUCCACUUUAAAAUGUAAAUAAUUGGGGGGGGUUUAAAUAGAAGGUGGUUUGAUGGCGCUAUCCGCAGGGCGCUGUCUCACAAGUCAAUCCACUCAACAUUUUCCUGCAGGAAGAUGCUUUGGCAAGACGUGAUGCUGCCUAACAACAAUCCCUCACCACAUCGUGCUGUUUCGUGGUUGACUACUAAUAUUCGUAAAAAAAAUAAAUGCAUAUUUAAGAAAAAGUUACAUUUUUUGGCCUAAAUGAAGUAUUUUCAAGCAUAAAAAUGGCUAAAUGAAGCAAAAUACAAAUACUAGGCAUUCAGAUGACGCACUCAAAGAGACUUAACGAUAUGUAGUAUUCCACACUGGUCACCGGGUGUCAGUAAUGUUACAGUCAGAAGAAGAACAGGCUUUUAUUGCAUGUUUGAAUGAUCUCACAACAGGCACAAUAAUCCCAAACACGGGCUACUGUUGCAGCCGUAACCAACGGCGUGGCUUAUUUUGUCUUAUUAUGUCUACUAUAUUGGGUAAUAGAAGCGUAAAUGUGACUAUAGGGGUGUUAUUUCAUGUCUAGAGGGCUCUAAUAAUGUUAAAAAGCAUAUUUAGAAGGUCGUGAAGUUUUCUAUUCUCUAACUAUAAAAAUAAUCCAUUUUGUUGUACUUUGCGGAAAUUCAUUUAUCACGGUGGGGUUUGGAAUCAAUUCAUGGGCUAUCCACACGGAAACGUUUUCAUGUGAAAACAGCAAAGUAUUUUACCGUUUCAGCCUCUCAUGCACAUGGAAACGGCACUCUGGGUGCCCGGAAAUGGCAUUUUUUGAAAAUGGCUCCCAGAGUGGGAAAAUCUGAAAACGUGGGCUCGCCCUUUCCGUGUAAACGAGCAAUCCGUUGCUUUUUGAAAACACUGCCGUCAGCGACCCACCGACACGGAAAUGCGUGCGACCUGGUGCUUGUGCAUGCACGUCGCUUCCCGCACGUUUUGCUUUCACAUUAACAAGUCACUUUUUUUUUGGGCUACGUGAACAACCACGUUUUAACACGAAAUACAAAUUGGGCAUCACGCCUGCAGUGUGAACAUAGCCUACAAGUGUCCUAUACGGCUAAAAAAAGUGGCUAGUUUUGCUCCAAGUCGCCAUCUAAAGGUGUCUGAAUACUCACUCGCUAAGGUGGCAAAACCGACCUGGUCUUCUUAUUCUCUGGCAGACCAGGUGCAUGAGGCGUGCUAUGAUGCCACCUACUGUACGGAGUUGGAAUGACAAGCUCCAUUCACAGACAGUCCCAUUAUAACGUGUUUAGGUAGCACCAAAUCUAUUUUGGGGAUGGGAAACGGUACGCCUGUAAAGGUUUUGUCAUGUGUAUAAAUGAAUGAACCA
Molecule: messenger RNA, 6270 nt
Organism: Dunckerocampus dactyliophorus (ringed pipefish)
Lineage: Eukaryota; Metazoa; Chordata; Actinopteri; Syngnathiformes; Syngnathidae
Gene: sema5ba
Product: sema domain, seven thrombospondin repeats (type 1 and type 1-like), transmembrane domain (TM) and short cytoplasmic domain, (semaphorin) 5Ba
Exons: 24
Coding region: 290-3643 (1117 amino acids)
Biological process (GO): semaphorin-plexin signaling pathway; axon extension; positive regulation of cell migration
Molecular function (GO): chemorepellent activity; semaphorin receptor binding
Source: RefSeq, a predicted model, not a curated record